This is a messenger RNA of Bipolaris maydis ATCC 48331, 857 nucleotides long. RefSeq names its product cytochrome c oxidase subunit IV-domain-containing protein. Lineage: Eukaryota; Fungi; Ascomycota; Dothideomycetes; Pleosporales; Pleosporaceae. The record is from RefSeq and is a predicted model, not a curated record. Gene Ontology annotation, biological process: mitochondrial electron transport, cytochrome c to oxygen.
CUCCAUCACCACCACGAUCCAUUGGCACCUCUAGGUCCCUUGACGGGAAUCUCCCUCCCUUCUUUUGCAUCUUCCGACACUCUCCACUCCACCCGCCGCCAUGUUUCGCUCAUCCAUCGCCCGCGCUUCGAGGAGCUCGACCAUCGUCAUUCCGUCCGCCGCGACACGCACAGCUCUCCCCAGAGCUGCCCCGGUAGCUUGCCAGCUUCAGCAGUCCCGCCAGGCACACGCCAUCUCCAACCCGACGCUCGCCAAUAUUGAGAAGCGAUGGGAAGAUAUGCCCCCUCAGGAGCAGGCCGAUCUGUGGAUGACGCUUAGGGACCGCAUGAAGACUGACUGGAAGGAGUUGACCAUGCAAGAAAAGAAGGCUGCCUACUACAUUGCUUUUGGCCCCCACGGUCCCCGCCGACCCCCGCCUCCGGAUGAGGGCCGUAACGUCUUCCUCCUCUCCUCCGCAGUCAUUGCCGGUGCCAUUUCCAUCUUUGCCUUGACCCGUAUGUUUGCCAACCCUGUCCGACCCCGUACCAUGACAAAGGAAUGGCAGGAGGCUUCCGAGGAGUACUUGAAGUCUCAAGGAAGUGAGCCCAUUACUGGUUACAAGGGAAUGCUGGUCCAGAGCAAGUCUGAGAAGGACGUGCCGACUAACCAGAAGAUCAACGAUGAGUAAAUAACCUGAUUAGGUGCUUCACAGCAAGCAUACCAAUACCAAUACUAUAUUUUCCUUUGGUCAAAUUCCUGCUUGGUACUGUCUGUGUCACACAUCACACGAUCGAAAGCCAUCCGAGCGGCAGUCGCUAUCAUAAUAGUCCUCCCUGUAUCCAAUCUAGAGGCUUUCAAAGUUUAUAUGAUGAUUUCCA